AGACACCCGCCCGGGAGCAAACUAGGCUGGCUUCAGUCAAACCGAGAACUCCGUUAAUGUACUUCAACGAUGUCCAACUCAGAGCUUGUUCUCUCGAUCAUUGCUGUUCUGUUUUACGGCAUCGCCUUCGCGAAUUCCGAGAAUGCCGAUAUAUCGAAGUAUCCCUAUCACGUUUCCGUCGAGUACAAUAAUUCUCACAGCUGUAGCGGCGCGUUGAUAACCGAACUCUGGGUGGUGACGGUAGCUUCUUGUGUGCAUCGACAUGGUGCGACGGGUCUCACCGUCAGAUUUGCAACGACGAUUGUGUCAACGGGUGGAGAACAGUUGGAAGUCGGUACCGUCAUCGUUCAUCCGGAUUUCGAUACGAUAUUUUACGACUACGACAUCGCCUUGUUGAAGCUGCACGUGCCGCUGCAAUUCGGUGAUGGUAAGCAGCCGAUCGUGCUGCCUUCUUCGGAACAUGAAGUCGACGAUGGAACAGCAACCAACGUAACGGGCUGGGUCAUGGGCACGCAGGGUAACUCAGCGCCCCAGUUGACCGUAGUUUCGACUCCAACGAUCAACCAAACGAUCUGCAAGUCCAGCCUACCUUCAUUCAAGGAUCUUCUGGAUUCCAUGCUUUGCGCUGGGCACAUGGACGCGGACGCGGAGGUUUGUCAGGGGGACUUGGGAGCGCCGUUGGUGCACGAAGAGAGGUUGGUCGGAAUUUUGUCGUACGGAUUGGGCUGCGCAGUUCCGACAUUCCCGGCGGUCUACACGAGGAUCAACAGUUUUGUCACGUGGAUCUUUGACCACACGGGGAUUAUAAUUUAUUGAAUUGAGUGAGGGUGUCUGUCGGUGAAUGUCGAAAAUUACGGGAUGUAGCUGCGGUGAGAAUAAAUAAUUUUUUUCCUGCUGAAAUCGUCGAGCAGACGUAAACAAUGUUACUUCACAAACUGUAUCCGAUAAAUUCGGGGAUAAAAAUCACGCAGAAACAGCCCACCUGAACAAGCUUUUACCGGAUUUGAAUUGGUAGCAAAAUUUAUGAAAUCUGUUCGGGGAUUUCCGGUGCGUACGAUUUGCAUAAAUUACCUACCGUUAGACCGGAUCACAGGGAUCCGAAUUCACCGCUGCACUGAAACACGUAGGAAUGCAUGGCGCGCCGUGCAGCGAUGCAGGAAACACACCGAUUUCCACAAUUACAGGGCUCAUAAUUUCGCGGUCUAAUUCAUAUUCAUUACGAGGCGGCAUUGAAAUGAACUAAUAAUCAAUUAUUUCGUGUACCGUUGAUCACUCGGCUAGCAAUAACUUACACACGUCUACCCAUCAGAUCCGCCUUUAAUUCAAUUACAUAUCAACUAAUACCUUGCUCUGAUUCACAGUCAAUUAGUGCCACGUUGCGCUAAUUGCAGAAAAUGCAUAGAGCCUGUAUAUACCUAAUACCCAAACAGCCCCUUUUCGCUGCUGCACAAAGUUACUAACUAAUUAAUCGAUCGAAUC
Molecule: messenger RNA, 1479 nt
Organism: Diprion similis
Lineage: Eukaryota; Metazoa; Arthropoda; Insecta; Hymenoptera; Diprionidae
Product: trypsin-1-like
Exons: 7
Coding region: 70-816 (248 amino acids)
Biological process (GO): proteolysis
Molecular function (GO): serine-type endopeptidase activity
Source: RefSeq, a predicted model, not a curated record